This is a messenger RNA of Antechinus flavipes (yellow-footed antechinus), 9558 nucleotides long. RefSeq names its product AT-hook transcription factor (gene AKNA). The transcript is spliced from 21 exons. The record is from RefSeq and is a predicted model, not a curated record. Bases 235 to 4407 code for a protein of 1390 amino acids. Gene Ontology annotation, biological process: neuroblast delamination; neuroblast division in subventricular zone; epithelial to mesenchymal transition. NCBI's taxonomy places the organism in Eukaryota, Metazoa, Chordata, Mammalia, Dasyuromorphia, Dasyuridae. Gene Ontology annotation, cellular component: centrosome.
CUGACAGAACGACCUGGAAGUGUGCCAGGGACCCCGGGAGAGAUGGAGGGAGGGAGGCAGAGCAAGUUAGAACAAAGGCGAGCCGAAGUCUCCUGAGAGCGGGACCCGACUGGGGAGUCCUCGGGACUGUCCUGGGCAGAAAGUGAUGAUGAAAAGGAACUGAAGGUUGUAGAAAGCCAAGGAAAUCCCACCUGUUCUCUUUAUGGGUCCCCUCAGCACGACCUCCAGCGGGACAUGGCUGAAGAUGCACUGCGCAGAGCCAGUAGGGAUCUCCUAGACCUGCAGAGCCCCGAGGGCCCCAGUAAGCGCUGCCCUCAGCGGAUGCACAAGCGCCGCUUCAGCUCUGACUACAUCAGCCCCGCGGAUCUGGGAGGGGCUCAGGCCCCACGGGAAGGGCCCCGUUAUGGUUGGGAGGGGGACAGGCUCUCAGGCCCACCUGAUGUUAGUCUGUACCCCCCGGAGUCCCCUCCAGGACAUGGCUCAAGCCCAGGCUUCUUGGGAUCGGCAGACAGCACGUCUGAGAGCGUGGGCCAGUCUGGGGACAGCUCUGAGUCCCCCACUCAUUCCUCCCUUGGGCGUCCCCUGAGACCCGGUUCCACGGAGUCAGCCGACAGCGCCCCUGAGAGCACUGGUCAGUCUGGGGACAGCUCAGAGUGUCCCUCAGAGUCAGAGGAAGCUUCAUCUGUGGGCGAGACCCCUCCGAGAAGGGCCCCAGCGGGAUCCUCCCCAAGCCACUUUCUAGGCCCUGUGCCCCCAGAGGGGCCGCUGCACACCGCAAGGGCUAAUGGCAGAACGAGCUCUGGUGAUUGUUAUGAGGAGACGCCCGGUAACUUCGUGGGAGCUGUCACCCAGACCGGGUCCGCAGACCCUAAUGCCCACAUGCCCCACAGUCCGGCCCGCUCGUCGGAGGGGGAAGAGUCCAACUCUCCUUUUCCAUGGGGGGAACCCCCACCCUCGGACCACAUCCCCAAGCCCAAGAAGGCAUCCGUGGCAGCUCUUCGUUCCCAGUCCGGUGGUUCGUUCUGCCCCUUCGGCCCCCCCAAGAGUAGCACCCCAAAGAGGCCGAGCCAAGCCCGAGCUCCCCGGCAAGGGAAAAGCGUGCCUGCCCACUCCUCCUCGUCCGAAGUCUCCAGGUACGGCAGGGGCCAGCUGAACUACCCACUGCCUGACUUCUCCAAAGUGGAGCCCAAGGUGCGGUUCCCUAAAGACGAAGAGAGCUACCGUCCCCCCAAGGGCAGGAGCCCCUCCAGGCUGCUCCAGGGCUCCACAAGGCCCCUGGUCUUCAAGUCCCCCGCCGAGAUCGUUCGCGAAGUGCUGCUCAGCAGUGGGGAUAGCUCCUCUCAGAAAACCUCUCUCCAUUCCUACCCACUGGCCAAAGUGCCCAAGGAAUUCAAGACCCCUCAGCAGGCAACCGAGCUGGUGCAGCAGCUGCAGGAGGACUACCACAAAUUGCUCACCAAAUAUGCAGAGGCUGAGAACACCAUUGACCAGCUGCGGCUUGGAGCUAAGGUAAACUUGUAUUCCGACCCGCCAAAGCCCAGUCAUAGUGUUCACAUGGGAACCCUACCCCAUGGGACUAAGGUCAUGACCUUCACCAUUCCCCAAGCUAGGAUGGCCGAAUGGCAGUCAGUAACCAACACUGGAUCACAGGCCUUGCUGGACCCAGAACUAUCAGCAACUCAGGGUGACCUAAUUCCAUCCCCAGCUGCUGCAAACCCUGGCCCACUGACAGAUGGCACUGGUACCUCUAUGCUAGAGCCAUCCAUGGGAGAUCGUCUGACUCAGACACUGGCCAAUGAGGUGGUCAAGUUCCUAGCACAGGUGGAAUCUUUUGAAGGACUGGUCCAAGAAGGAACGUUGGUACCUCAGGAGCAGCUCAAGGGGCUAUGGAGGCUGAAGGAAGAACAGGAUGCUUUGGAGAAAGCCUUCCUCUGGGCACGAGGAGAGCACAGACGCUUGCAACAGCUCCAGACAUCUGAAGUGUCACCUGGUGAAUUUGAUCCUAACAGGGAAGUGGAAGGAGAGAUAUUUCGGCUGGGAAUGCGCCUCGAAGAGCUCAUGGAUGAGACAGAUGACUUAAGACCUGAAGAACUCUCUCUAAGAGCCCCUCCAGGAGAAAAGUACCGUGACAGCUCGACAGCUUCACCUGUAUCAGACGCACCUACUCCAUCUCCUGCUCCAUCGGCUCAAGCCCCCAUGCCAACUGUCCGCACCCCCUACCCUGAGACGCCAGCUAUCCAGAAUGGCCACACUUACCUGUGUGGAGUACAUUCAGAAGUGAGCCCUGCCAGCAGUGAGUUAGAAGAUGAGAGCCCAGGACUCCCACAGCCACUUCAGUACAAGCAGCUCCAAAUGGAGCAGGAGUUCCAGAGUCUUAUAACCCAAUACCACAGUAUCAAGUCCCUUCCUGAUGCCAUCAAGUUGGAAGGAGGUCAGGAAGAGAAGGAUUUCACCCAGGAAGUCGAUGGGUCAAUUGCUAGGAAUCCCAGUGCUUUUGAACCCAGCUCCAGGAGGACAGAAAAAGAACAAGGGAAGCAUCCGAACCUUCUUGAGGAGUCUGUGGAGCAGAGGCAAUCAGCCCAGCCCCUAGAGCUGCGGCCCUCAGAGAGGAAUGACCGGCACUUGGGUGGGCUUCUUCAAGGUCCCAUGGCUCAGCCAGCCCCACCCACCCCCAAACUCCCCCCACCAGCCUCAGAGCAAAAGCAGCUGUCUUCUCACCCGAGCAGCAUCACCAGCUUGGCUGGCAGUGGCGCUUCGGGCUCUCUGCCGCUUCAGAAGGCUUUCCAUUCAGCCAGCGCCCCUCAGCUGGAACACCGGAUAGUAUCCCCAGAAACUGACAGCGGCUUUGUGGGAUCUGAAACCAGCAGGGUGUCUCCAUUAACUCAGACUCCAGAGCACCGACUUUCCCAUACCAGUAUGUCUUUUGGUACCAGUGACUCGAGGAGAUUACCCCAGUCAUCUACAGCAUGUCUACCCCCAGCCCCAUCCUCCCCCCAUCCAGGAAGGGACCAGCUUGUCGCCAGAGUGUCCUCUGGGCUUAGCACAUCAGAGACCCAGGUCCAGAGGGCCGGCCCAACCCCUACCAGUCCCCCAAAGAAGUGGACAAGGAGCUUCCACCGCAAAUCGAGUCCGGGUACAAAGAUGGAUGACUUGGAUGGUGAGGACCAUGAUGGAGCCUGUAGCCAGUAUUCCCGUGGCAGAGAACAUGACCAGUCUCCUGAUCUCACCCCUUCUGAUGAAGGCCAUCAAGAGAAGGCACAAGACCCACUACGCAACCUCAUCUCCCGGGAAGUCAGAGACCAAGCCAUCCGGGCCCUACAGCAAGAAGUGACUCGACUCCGAGAAAGGAUAGAAGCCAGCUUGAACAACCCACCUCGGAGCAACUCAAGCCAUGACUUCCAACAAGCGACUAGGGCUCGGAGCCGGCUUGUAAAGGACCCAUUGGCUUCAGGGAGCCCUUCCCACCUCAGUAAAUCUGCAGAAAGAUAUCAAGGUGAUCGUGGCGAUGCAGCUCAAAACAAUAGCACAGUAAGGUUGCGAUUGAGAUCCUCCUCAGUGCCCCGAGAAGGGAUCCAACCAAGCCAAACUUCUGAGUCAGAACAAUCUAUAUCCAGGAUCCAGACUAAGGGGAGCAGAGCUGAAGAACAGAGCCCCAGAGAGAGAAUAAAAGGAGGAACCAGAGGGAAGCAAACACAAACAGUCUACUUCCGGGGCCACUACACAGGUCGUGAAUAUUCCGCUAAACCCUCUCAGAACUUCCAGGAAGAUGACAAAUCUCCUCCUUGCCCCUGCUGUCAUGCAGUGAAGAAGAAAGUUCUUGAUGACCCUCCCAGCAAGGAUCCAGAGGAACUUUUUCCCCAUAAUAACGUCAAGAAGACCCAGAAUCCAAGAUGUCACAGACCUAGGAGUCCCACAGAGAGAGACAGGGAAUCCUCGGGGGCAGACAAGGGCACACGGAAAGGAGCACCCCUCAGUUCUGGCCCAGUUCGGAAAUCUGAGCAACGGGAGCAGCCGUCGUCUCCGCCAUCGCUUCCUGGGGUGUGGUAUCUUGCAUCUCCCAUGGGGACAACCUUCGCUUACGUCCCACCAGUUCCUGUUGUGCCUUAUUCACCCUCAACAUUGUGGUAUUCUCCAGGAGCACCUACCUCUGCCUCCUCCCCCACGCAUCGUACCAGUGGUAAAAAACCUGCUGAGGUGAGAGCCUGGUCUCAGAGCCGCCGAACCCCAGCCCCGAGCCACCGCUGCUUGUCCGAGCUGGACCUCGUGGAUCUGGAUGACCUCAGCCGGUCCUUGAGUCGUGCUGUGGAAGCAGCCAAAAGUGUCGAACUCACCACCAAACAAAUGAGCCGGUCUUUGUCUGCUGACCUGCACAGAGCCCGAGGUCUACGGGGAUCCUGCCUCUUUUGACAGGAAUUGACUUAACAUGAGGGAUAAAAGGGCAGGGAGUUUGAGUUCUCUUUCACUGAGCAUGGUAGACCUUUUGCAAGAGCAAACAACCUGGAAAUGCUGGGGGAAACCCUUCAUGUGGAUGCUAAAUUGGCAGCAGAUAACAAGCUUAUUUUUUUAAACUUUUUUUUUAACAAGAGAACAAUGUAUUUUUUCAACUAUGGACAGAGCAGUCUGGGGCUUUCAGUCCAAAGUCCUCCACCAGCAGUAUGAUACUGAGAAUGAACAAAGCUCUGUACACAAAGAACUCUGGGAAUAGCAAUAGCCUUUCCUUCCACACCUGUACUUUCCUAUCUCCAGCUAAUGAGAUUUUUUUUUUCAAGGCCAGGCUGCUUUGUCUCAGGUCCCCAAGAAUAGAAUGAGUCCUUCAAGAGUCAAGGAGAGAAGCGCUUGCAGAGUGUGUAUAUAUGGAAAAGGGAAGUGGUAGGAGGAUAAAGCCAUUGCUAACUCCUAGGGAGACAAAAGCUGUGAAAAAAAAAAAAAAGAGGAGGAGGGGGCUCUUUACUGGCAGCUUCUGCACUAUUUUUAGAGUCUGAACAGAAGUCCCUGGGCUUUCAAUUUCUCUUUUGCUGGAAAUAAGGGCUUCCACAUCAAUAUGUUUGAAGCCAGUGUUUUUGAAAUUGUUUUCCUUUUUUUUUUUUCCUGCAAGAAUUCCUCCUGGUACUUCCUCCUUUCUGUGGAUUUAUUUGGCAUUUAAUUGAUUGGAGCUGAGACAGUUCCUAAUGCAUCUGUCUCUUGGGUACAGACUAUUGCACUGAGGGAUGCCAAAAUCCCCUGCAUUGAUGCUUACCUCAGCAUUCCUAGAAUGCACCGCAUAGAUGGCGUUUGUAUAUUUGGGGCAUUUAAAACCUUAUUUUAAUUCCAAAGGUUAAUGAAGAAAAAUGAACGCUGAUCCUUUUUUUUUUUUUUUUUAAAGAAAAACAAAACAAAACAAAAAAUGUGUCUGGUGUGUUUUAUCAUCAUGUGAUUCUUGAAGUCAUGUUUGCACUGAAAAUAGAGGCAAAGAAAACAAACAAAAAAAAAAAAAACCUUUCUCAUAGACAGCCUAUAGAUGAUCCCUUGCAGAAAUUAAGAGUGAAUUCAUACCUUUCCUUCUAGAGCUUAUUUCAUUUUUCUUUCUCAAAUGUUUUGUCUCUUCCCAUCAUUUUAUAUUCUCUAUUCAUUCUUCUUGCUUUCUAGUCUUUAUUCUCCUUCAUUUUCCCCCUUCACAUAGAAAUCCCCUUGGAAAAUGAGAGCACCAUCCAGUUCUUUUCUCUUAGCUGCGGUCUGCCUUAAUAGGAUCCAAAAUGUUAAUUGAGUGAAGUAGAAACAAUUCUUUUCUACUGGUGCUAUGCUACUGCAUUGUGAGAGUAUUCAGACUUUCAAGAGUUCAACAGAUGUUAACUCUUGAGAGGGAGGAGGACUUUUGGAUGGAAAGAGUGAGCCAAAGAGAAAUUUGAUUUGAACUCCAGAUCUCCAUAUACAGGCGUUAUUUACAUUAGAAAUAAACUCUGGGGGCCAAGCUCUCAACAAAAGUCAGACUUUUUUUCACAUUUUUAUUGGCUUUCCUCUAUGCAGUAAACCAUCUUUGAUAACCAAAAAGCUCAAAACUUAACCAAUAUAUUAACAGGGUCUGACAAUAUGUGCAAUAUUCUGUUGGGUUCUUGUUUAUAAUAAUUGUUCUCUUUGGGAGAAAGCAGGUUUCUUGGGGAAGUUUUCUGGAGGCAGCCUUAGUAUCAAUUAAGAGUAAAUAAUCACCCAAAAUGCAGCCAGGUGAUAAAAGUUCAGAUCUUUUAUUGUCUCCAAUAUAGCCCGGUUAGCUUAGAGGCCUAUCUCUCAGCUUGGUUUCAAGAGCUCUUGCAGCUUUGUCCUUUGCUUCUGCCUUUGCUUUCUUCAGCCUCCAGCCAGCACCAAGUUGAAUCUGUCUUGCCUCUGAGAAAGGGCUUCUGGCUCUCAAUCUCCCAGAGUGCUCCUCUCCGACCCCAGUCAAUGUUCCAAAGUAAAACUCCUCACUCAGAGAAGGUUUCUGGCUGAACUCACUUGACGCUCCCGUCUCCAUGUAAUUCAGCUGAAUUCUCCUAAUUGGGCCUCUGCUUUCUUAUAUAUCAGAGAGCGGGAUUAUGGGUCUUCUCCCAUAGUGCUCUCUGGCCCUAAGAGCUUCAAGGGAGGUAUGAAUUCACAAAGUUACACAGUUAACUUUGUGAAUCUCCCAUACUUGUGAAUUCCAAUGAGUAAAGGUAUAAACACAAGCAUUGUAUCAAUUAGUUCUACUUAAUACCUUGUUUCAGGUUCUUGCCAAACACAUCUAAGAUCAGAUCAAUAAUUUAUCAACUCUAAUGAGUUAGCAGUUUGUAAAGAUUCCAACAAUAUUCCACAUCCAUAAUCUCGUUAAUAAAAAUAAGGACAUGAAACUUCUCAUCUCUUCAGGAAUGUUUGGUCAGCAUACAAAUCUUAUAGAUCAUCCCCAUCUCAUUCAUCUCAACCUUCCUAUCCCAAAAUUUCAACCAAAUAUCACUUACUCCUUCCAUUCUGCCCUAUAGAAUGCCUCUUCCAUAGGCAACAAAUUUCCCUUCAUCUUAAAUCUUCCACUCCUUGCACCUACUAGCUUUUACUGAAAUCUGGCUCUUCCCUGAUAAAACAACCUCCUCCUCCAUCCUUUUCAAUACUAGCUGCACCUUCACUCGUUCUCCUUUGCUCACUUGUUGGGGUGAGGGGGUUAGAAUACUCUUCCCCAUUGCCCCUUCCAGGUUCUCCUUCUGCUCCAUCACUCAGUGCCUUCUAUUUUGAUGUUCAUGCAUUUCAUAUCCACCAUCUGAUCAAAAUCCUGGUAGCUAUUGUCUGUAAUUCCCUGGGUCACUCCCCUUGAGUAUAAUACGUAGCUCACUUCUUUUCUCUCCUCCCCAUGAUAGGAGCUAUUCUGGUGAUGGGGGACUUGAACAUACCUAUUUACUCAUUCUCAGACACCCUCACUUCCUCAACCUAUAAAGCUGCCACUCUGCCCCACCUCAGCCACACAGUCAUAUUCAUGAUUUUUCCAUGACACUCAAGUGUGCCAUCUCUUGUGUUCAAGAAUUCUGAAAUCCCGCUAAUAACACUGACUUUUCACUUCUCCCUCUGCCUUCCCUUAUUAAACCCUAUUCACAUCCAAUCCUUUGACCCCUUAAUUCUCUCCAAGGCCAUUUCCCUUGCAUUAGCCAACCUCUUUUUACCAUCUUGACCAAUUUAAUUCUACAUGGUCUUUCUUUUUUGAAACCCUAUUCCUCUUGUGACUGAUCAUGGCCAGCCAAGCCUCAGCCUUGGAUUACUCACCUUUUGUCAUUUUUAUUCCUAUAAAGAUGGAGAACAUCAGGCAACUACUGAGUCCACGACAGAUUUGUUACAUAAUCCCAAUUGAGACCCCACUUCUGCUAGGCAAUCUGCUAGACUCCCACUCUCCAUAGCAGCUGUUCCACACCUUUAUCUCUCCUCAAACUUCAGACCAUUUGCCAUGAGCUCCUCCUUACUCAUCCCCUGUCACUCAUAUGCCUUCUACCACUAUCUCCACCCAUUUCACAUGAUGAAGCAUUAUUCCUUACCAAGGCUAACUCCUCUACUUGUCCCAAUGAUUCCCUCUUUAUCUCCUUUCCUCCAACAUAUUGUGCUCUUUCUUAUCCCUACUCUUUCACUUAUUCUCAAUCUCUUCCUUUCUACUGGUUCAUUCUACACUCUAUAUAUACUUGCCCAUGUCUCUCUUCGAAAAAACCCUCACUUGAUCAUUCCAUUCCUACUAUCAUCCUAUAUCUCCUCUUCUCUUUGUAGUUAAACUACUUGAAAAAACUAUAAAAAAAUGCCUCCACUUUUUUUCUCUUUUUUUAAUCCCUAAUAAUCCAGUUCCCUUGACUUCUAUGCAGCAUUUGACACUGUUGCUCACUCUUCAAUAUUCUAUUUUUUCUAGGAUUUCGGGAUAUCAUCAUCUCUUGGUUCUCUUCCUAUCUGACCACUCUUUGUCUCCUUUGCUGGAUCCUCUUCCCAGACCAUACCCUCUAACUGUAGGUGUCCUUCAAAUUUCUGUCCCAGGUCCUCUUCUCUAUAUUACCUGGUGAUCUUGUCAGCCCACACAGAUUUAAUUAGCAUCUUUAUACUUUAUACAUCAUUUUGAGAUGAUUCUCAAAUCUACUCUAUCCUUCCCCCAAAUCUGCUGACUUCCAAUCCUGAAUAUCUGUCUUGCAAAUAUCUUGAAUUGGAUUUCCAGUAGACACCUUGAACUCAGCAUGUCCAAAACUACACUCAUUAUCUUUCCCCUAAACCCUGUCUACUCUCUCCCUUCUAUGUUGCUAUAGAGGGUAACCCCAUAUUCCUGGUCCUUCAGGCUUGCACCUGUGUCAUCCUGGAUCCCUCACUAUCUCUCACCUAUCUGUCUAAUCGAUUGCCAAGGCUUGUCCAUUUGAAUUUCACAGCAUCCCUUGAAUACAUCACCUUCUCUGCUCUGACACUGCUACCAUUCUAGUACAAGCCCUCAUCACCUCAUGACUGGGUUGCUGCAAUAACCUGUUGGUGGAUCUAUCUGCCUCAUGGCUCUCUCAUUCCAGUCUAUCCUCCAGUCCCUAAAGUGAUUUUCCUAAAGCAGAGGUCUAAUGUCACCCUUCCCCUAUUCACUCAAUAAAUUACAGUGCCUUCCUAUUGCUUAGAUCAAAUACAAAAGGCUGAAUUUGGCAAAAAAAAGUUUAUAACAUAGUCCCCUCCUACAUUUCUAGUUUUUUACUCCCUGAUAUGUGCUCUUUGAUUCCAUGACUCUAGCCUCUUGGCUGUUACAUGAACAGGACACUCUAUCUCUUGGCUCCAAGCAUUUUCUCUAGCUAUUUUUCAUGCCCACAUUACUUUUCCUCCUUUGUCCCAUCUGCUCAACUCCUUAGCUUUUUUUAAAUUCCCAAGUAAACUCCAUUCUUUUACUGAAAGUCUUCCCCAAUUCCUCUUAAUUCUAGUGCCUUCCUUCUAUUUUCUGUUUGUCUUGUAUAUAGCUUGCUUUGCAUAUAUUUUUAUGUUAUCUUCCCCAUUAGAUUGUAAAUUCUUUGAAGUCUGUUUUUUGCCUCUUUUUGUAUUCUCACAGUGCCUGGCACACAGUGGGUGCUUAAUAAAUGUUCAUUGAUUACAGCA